UAGCGCGAUGCGGGCGGGAUCUCCCGUCCCCGCUCCGCGCUCCGCGGAAUGAAUGGGGCGGGGGGUGUUCGGGGCUUGUUGCGCGUUUCUCGGUGGGUCCGUGGCCACCGGCACCCGCCGAACGGUGGCGGCCGAAACCGCGGAAAACUCCCGGCAGCCUGCUUCUGCAAAGUGGUACGACCGGAGGGACUACGUCUUUAUUGAGUUCUGUGUUGAAGACAGCAAAGACGUAAAUGUAAAUUUUGAAAAGUCCAAACUCACGUUCAGUUGUCUUGGAGGAAGUGAUAACUUUAAACAUUUAAAUGAAAUCGACCUUUUUAAUAAUAUCGAUCCAAAUGAAUCAAAGCAUAAAAGAACAGACAGAUCCAUCUUGUGUUGUUUACGAAAAGGAGAGUCUGGUCAGGCAUGGCCAAGGUUAACAAAAGAGAGGGCAAAGCUCAACUGGCUCAGCGUGGACUUCAACAACUGGAAAGACUGGGAAGAUGAUUCAGAUGAAGACAUGUCCAAUUUUGAUCGCUUUUCUGAGAUGAUGAACAACAUGGGAGGAGACGACGACGUAGACUUGCCAGAAGUAGAUGGGGCAGAUGAUGACUCACCAGACAGUGAUGAUGAGAAAAUGCCGGAUCUGGAGUAAGGCAAACUGUCGUCUUCAGGGUUUUGGGGAAAGAAGUUCAUCACAACAUUUCAUAAUUGAGAUAAGAAUUCCUGAGUUGAUAGCCCUAAAGGGAGAUCCUGCAUCCUUUAACCCAUUUUCAGUCCAUUUUAAAUGGCUUCACUGAUGGUAGGUGUGUCCCAUGGCACGGGGCGGUCUUAAAGCCACGAGAGGCAAUAACGUUAUGCAUGAACCGUUUUCCAGACUUCCAAAAAACAAAACAAAACCAAACCAACCCAAUUGAGGUGUAGGCAAUCCGUUCAGAACAGUUGCAAUAAAGUUUACAGAGCCUCCUUGCCUCGUAGCAGAUGUAAUUACAAUGGGAGAAUCCUGAAUUAACACUGAGUGGUAAACGAGCAUUUUUCCCACCCUCUCCACGGCCUGAAAUUGUCCGUUUAUACCGGGAACAAAAACUUGUCAUUGGCUCCCCAAAUUCAGCAGGCGAGGCGCAUCCCUCUGUGGUGUCUUCAGGUCUGUUCCACUAAAAGUUUGUAUUGAAAAGGAAACUUUAAAAAAAAAUUUCUCCUUGUUUUCGUGUUCGCCCCCGAGCCCCCGACCGGUGCCGGUGGCCGGAGCCUGCCCCUGGUCCCGUGUGACCCCAAACCUUUCCACCUCCUCGCCCGGGGUGCGAGUGGCUGUACAUUGUUGCUUGUCAAUCUGUACAUUUAGACCAAAUCGUAUUUGCACUGUGGGUUUGGCAGCAAGUGACAGACCGUGGGGCGCGCGGGCGCCUGCGAACCGGGCUGAAAAACCUCAAUUUAUGUUCAGAGCAGCUGGGAUUUUUUUAAUGUCUGCAUUCUUUCUAAUAAACUGUUGAAGACUC
Molecule: messenger RNA, 1475 nt
Organism: Catharus ustulatus (Swainson's thrush)
Lineage: Eukaryota; Metazoa; Chordata; Aves; Passeriformes; Turdidae
Gene: PTGES3
Product: prostaglandin E synthase 3
Exons: 8
Coding region: 53-634 (193 amino acids)
Biological process (GO): telomere maintenance via telomerase; chaperone-mediated protein complex assembly; prostaglandin biosynthetic process
Cellular component (GO): nucleus; cytosol
Molecular function (GO): Hsp90 protein binding; prostaglandin-E synthase activity; protein-folding chaperone binding
Source: RefSeq, a predicted model, not a curated record